This is a messenger RNA of Paramuricea clavata, 883 nucleotides long. NCBI's taxonomy places the organism in Eukaryota, Metazoa, Cnidaria, Anthozoa, Malacalcyonacea, Plexauridae. The record is from the annotation of a GenBank genome assembly.
AUGAAUAAAGAUGCGAUGACUAAUUGGACAGCAACUAAAAGCGGUACACAACAGCAAGCCAAGGGCAACGAAAGUACAAAUUAUGGACAAGAACAUGAACGGUCGAACUCCAAAACAAAAUCAAGAUCCUCCGUGCGUUCGAGAUCGAAAACGAGGUCAAGAUCAAGAUCUAAAACGAGGUCCAAACCUUCUGGAUCAGGGAAGCAAACUUUCUCUGAAAAGACCCCUUCAAUAGAAAACUGCAAAUCCAACGGUGGACCUUUACAAGCCGCAGGUAAAGCAACAACAAUGUGUAUUAUUUAUUUAUUUUAAAAAAUCCUGGUUUCUGAUUGGCUAGCAGCCGACUGUGAAAUUGUCAUAUCAACUCAAUGGCUAACUAAAUACGGAUUUUUCACAUUCAUAUUAGCAAAAUGACGUCGAAGAGUCAAUAUGAAAAAAAUUUGGACGCGUUCGCGCCAUAUUACUGUGACAAUGAUAAUCAUAUUGACUCGCUGACGACAUUGAUAUGACGCGACGACGGCUACCGAAGGACUAAGGAAUUGUGUGGAAUCUGAGGAACGGAGAAAAUGUGUUUUUUUAUUUCAACGAUCUGUGUUUUAUGUGCUUUCGGUAUUUACUUAUGUAACAAUGUUAUCGUUGCAUCUCCCAAGAACAUAAAUAGUAUCUCUGAAGUUUUUUGUUGUGCGUUUCAGAUAUUUUAGCAACAUUAUUUCCAAAUGUAAGAAGAAGAUCACGCUCAGAAACGAAGUCUAGAUCACGAUCAAAAACAAGGUCUACAUCGAGUUCACGAUCAAAAACAAGUCACAGAAGGAGAUCGCGAUCAAAAACGCAGUCUAAAUCACGAUCGAAAGGUCCAGAUCAAGAACUAGAUCCAGACCUUUAG